UGUCAUCUUUUCAGUCGCAAAACAUUAUUCCUCUCGCCACCAAUUAGUUCGAAACGAGCAAUAUUUGAGCAAAGCCGUACUUCGGUAUCAUGGCAAAGUACUUCCAAGUUAGUUUGUUCAUAAUAUUUGCAUUUAUUAGAUGCUUAAUAGCUACUAAGUGUAAUGCAGGGUCAAAUCAACAGAUUCAGCAUUGCAGCGUCUUGGACAAAAACGGCGUACUCAAUAGACUUCCGCCCGUCCUGAAGUCAGCUACAACCAUUUUCUUCAAUGGGAGCGCGAUUCGCGAUAUCGAGCCCAAAGAAUUCCACGUUUUGGACAAAGUCCAGCAAUUGUACUUAAAUAACAACAAACUCACCAAAUUAUCUCCACAAUGGUUUACUAAACUUCAGAACUUAGUCAUCGUGGAUUUAUCCGAAAACCUGAUAAGAGACGUCGGGCCUGAAGUUUUCCGUCAUUGUCCCUACUUGCGAAUUGUGAAUUUAUCUCGAAAUCAAAUUCGCAGAUUCCAUGACACUUCGGAUGAUUUCCACAAUGUGCGAGUCGAUUUGUCCUUCAACCCGUUGAGUGACCUACAAAUCGGGAGUGUUCACACAUUGUCUUUAAAUUACACGGAUUUAACGGAACUUCAUCUCAAGAAGAGCGUGAUCAACUUAUACGCAGGACAUUCACGAAUAAGCCAGUUCUCCUUCGACUUCAUCGAUUCCGAUCGGCUUGAGAUUUUGGAUCUCCAUGCAAAUAAUUUAUCUGAUAUCAGCAACAUCACGGUCCUUCAGGGCGGGCCAAAGUAUCUCGAUUUAUCACAGAAUUUCUUUGGAUCAGUGUCUCCCGCCACUUUUCUUAAUCUACAUCGCCUCCGCCAUCUGAAUUUGUCGCAAACGAUAAUUCUCAAUUUAUAUUAUGGCAUGUUCUGGAAUCAACGGGAUCUGAAAGUUCUGGACCUCUCCAAUAACCACCUGUGGAACUUCAACACGAAAAAACUCCACCCAGCGAUGCUAGACGAACUCUACAUUCAAAACAACACCAUCUUCAAACUCGUGGACGAACGGAAUAUGCUGCAGUCGCUGAAGAAACUUGGAAUAGCUGGAAACAGUAUUUUUUGCGAGGACUUAUACAAUAUCUACCAAAGUGCUAUGAUGAAUGGGGUAAAAAUUCAGACACCUGAGAACUUGCUUCAUUACGAAGAUAACAACAUAGCAGGAAUGGCUUGCGGAGAACCAAGUUAGACCCUUAUAACGACGGAGGGAAAAAUGUGUUAUCUAAUAUAAAAAUAGUGAAAUCUUUGUAACAAAAGUUCGAAAAUUAAAGUUAUUUCGGAAGCAAGAACAUCAAUAACACAGCUAACA
Molecule: messenger RNA, 1343 nt
Organism: Hermetia illucens (black soldier fly)
Lineage: Eukaryota; Metazoa; Arthropoda; Insecta; Diptera; Stratiomyidae
Product: protein artichoke-like
Exons: 2
Coding region: 90-1223 (377 amino acids)
Cellular component (GO): extracellular matrix
Molecular function (GO): protein binding
Source: RefSeq, a predicted model, not a curated record